Molecule: messenger RNA, 219 nt
Organism: Iphiclides podalirius (scarce swallowtail)
Lineage: Eukaryota; Metazoa; Arthropoda; Insecta; Lepidoptera; Papilionidae
Source: the annotation of a GenBank genome assembly
AUGAACUUUUCCCGCCAUAUCGAUGCCACGGGCGGAAGCCGCGGCGCGUUCCGACACUGCGGAGGCUCUCACGGGCCGGAAGUGGCGAUGUCACGCGCCGGAUAUUGCCACGCGGACCCGCAGCGCUGGGCUGACCCAAUUGUGAUUCGACGCUUGAUGAACUCAAAAAUUGCCGUUCACUUUUCACUGCGGCGUUUUAGUCAGAACGGCCUUUUGUUG